Messenger RNA from Paramecium sonneborni, 8919 nucleotides. Lineage: Eukaryota; Ciliophora; Oligohymenophorea; Peniculida; Parameciidae. The record is from the annotation of a GenBank genome assembly.
AUGUAACAACCUGUCCCAACAACUACAGGAGGUUCACUUUAACCAAUUUUAUCAAAUUAAAGAAGUCAAUCUGCAAAACCUUCAUUAAUGACAUUAUAAAAUCAAAGAACAAUAUAAUCAGCAAUGCAGAGAAGCCCAGUUAUUCCAUCUGGUCAAAGAGUCCCUUCUGGGAUAGGAAGCUUUGCCUAACCAACUAAUAAUAGUCAACGGAUUUAAAGUGGUUAUACAAGAAUUCAAAGUGGUUAAACUAGAGUUGGUGGUACAAGAAUAUAAAGUGCAGCAAAAUCAACAAGAAGUAUUGUUAAAGAAUUGUUUCAUAUCGAACCUAAAGAAAUUAUAUUUGAAGACAUCAAGACUGGAAUACUUUAUGAACAAAUAUUGAAUGUGUAGAAUUUAGCUAAAUAUCCUGUCAGAAUUAGAGUGUAACAACCUAAAAGUAAUAAUUCGUAUUUAAGGAAGCUUCUAAAUUUCGAGCUGACUAUGAUAUGUAGUAAGGUAUAGCAGCUGGAUUAGGUCUAAAGGUCUUAGUUUUAUUUAAGGAAUCGGAAAGAGAUAUUGCAGCAUUAAAUUAGCAUUAAAAGCCACCUCCUUUUUAUAAAGAUGUUAUCAUUAUAGAAUCCGAUGAAUUUAAAGUUGAAGUACAUCUAGCUGCGUAUAGAGCAUGUCCUAAAUUAAAAUUUAAUGAAUUCAUUGAUUUUGGAUUUGUUCAAUAAGGAACUGAAAACACAAAAUAAUUAAUUAUAUAAAAUGUUGGUUUUGCAGAUGCCAAAGUUUAAAUAAAGAGUGAUUUGUUAAAUCUAAGAGCUGUACCAAAUUUAAUUACGAUUGCUCCAGGAGAAUAUCAAUCCAUUAACAUAGUAUAUAAGGCUAAUGAGAUGGGCAAUUUUAGAUAGACUAUGGAUAUUGUAAGUGAAAAUUUAUCAUAAAAAUUGGAUAUUGCAGCAUGUUCUGUUGAUUAUACUAGAUUUUUAAUGGAUUCUAAAGGAUCAUAAGUUACAUCCUUAGAUUUUGGAGAACUUUAUAUGGGUAAAACUAAAAUUAUUAAACUUAAAUAUGUUAAUAAUGCUCCAAAAGGGCAUUAAUUUAAAAUUCUCACUAGAAGAGGUAUAAUAAACCCUAAUGAUGAUAUUGUAAAUCUAUAAACUCCCAAUGAGUUAGGUAUAGAGCAGAGUGAAAAAUUAUUGGUUGUCUAACCAUCGAAUGGAUAUAUUUAGGCAUAUUCUAGCAUUGAAUUAUCAUUAAUUUGUAUGAUCUAAAUAACUCCUAAAGAACACUAAUUAGCUAAAAAAAUUUGUUUUGGAGUUGAUGUUGAGAAAGAGUAAAUGAGUAGAGAAAUAAAAUAUUCAAUUAUUGUUUAAUAACCUGAUGAAGAUCUGAUUGCUUAUACAAAUGUGAAAGCACUACUUCCAUUAGUAAAAAUAUCAAAAUAAUCAUUGUAAUUUGGAGAUUGCGAUGUUAAUGAUAAUAAGGAUAUUCUGUUCACUAUUUCUAAUUUAUAAAAUUAACCUGUUGAAAUCUCAUUUUAAAAGGUUUCUUGUUUCUUUUUUAAGCCUGAGGGUGUGACAAUAAAUGGGUUAUCUUAAACUACUGUGUAAGUUAAAUUCACUCCAAAAAAUGUAGGAAAAUAUAGUUAAAAUAUAGAUAUGAUACUAAAUGAUUAUCUAACUAUCCCAGUUAAGGUAAAUGGAGAAGCUUUAAAAAUUACCAAAAAAAGACCUUAAACUAGAGGUCCAGAAGCCAGAGCAGAGGAUUUUUAAAUUGAUCCAAAAUUUAUUGAUACUAAAGAAAUUGAAUAUGUAAAAAAGAGAAAUAAUGAACUUAUUGAAUAGAAUCAUCAGCCUGGAAAUAUUGUUGAUGGCUAUUUUGAAGAUACUUAAAAAAAGCCAAAAAAUACAACAUAGACAAAUAAUUUUUUAUAGGAUUCAAGAAAUAAUCGAUUAGAAAAAUAGAGAUAAUAAAUAAUUUAAUAAAGAGUAGAAACAAUAACAAAAGCAUAAGAAAAGUAGAGAGAUGAGGGAUCUAAACCUCCUAAAGAUUAUGAAUUUGAAUUAGGAUUAUAAGUAGAUAAUAUGGAUAAUGAUAUUGAAAUUCCAUAUCGUAAGGAAGGUUUAUAUGUAGUAAAACCAUUUUAAUAAUAUGAACCUUUGAAAAGAUAAGAUGAUGAAUUAGUAGAUUUUAAACCUGAUCCAAAAUAACCAGUUAAGAGAAUUUUAUCAGGAAGACCUUAAUCACAUAAAUAAGUAAGAGAUGUAAAUAGAGAAUUAACAGCAGAUGAUUUGAAAAGAAUUUAAGCAGGUCCAAUUAAAAUUGAUUAUGGUACUAUUUAUAUAAAUACUCCAAUGUCAAGAACAUUCUUUAUUCAUAAUAAUUUGAGAUAUGCUAUAAUAGCCAGACUUUGUAUAGAUAAAAAGGAAGAACUUAGAAAAACAUUCUAAGAUCCUUAAGUAAUUGAUAGUGGAGAAGAAGGUCAAUUUGAAAUAAUUGUUUAAGCUUAAUCUUUAGGAUAAUUAAAAUAAACAUUAAGAUAUAUAUUAAAUGAGAAACACUCAUUUGAAAUUAUGGUUGUUGCUAAUGUAGAAACUGUUAAAUUAGAAAUUUCUAAAACUACUAUCAAAAUGUAAUUUAAUGAAGAUGGAGGAAUGACUGUGAGUGAUUCUAUUAAAUUAAGUAAUAAUGGUGUUGGACCAGCACAAUUUAAUUUUAUUUAACCUGAAAAUUCUAAAUUUACUCUUGAUUGUUUAAAUGGAAUAAUCUAAGGUUAAUCACAAUAAAUUAUUUAAAUUACUUAUACACCUAGUAAAAUUAUGAAGGAUCCUUAAGAUCCUGAAAGUGAUGUAGUAUUUAAAAAUUAAAAUCCCACUCGCCAAGAUGAAGAGAAAAUCGUUUUAAAAGUUAAAGAUGGUUCUGAAAUUUAAUUAAAAUGUAUUGGAUUAGUAAGUGAUGUCAAAUGUGUUUGCAAAAAUACUGUUGAAUUCCAAGAAAUAUGUGUUGCUUAAGAAAAGUCUUUGCCAUUUUAAGUAAAAAAUACAAGUAGAAACAAUGCAAUAUUUAAGAUUUUAACUGAAUAUUUACCAAUAGGAUGCAAUGUUAUUCCAGCAUCUGGUAAAAUAUUACCAGAAGAAAAUAAAGAAUUUACAGUUAAAUUAAAUUGUGAUAAACCAAUUAAUAUAAAUACUUCAAUAUUAUUAAUGCUAAGAUCAGGAAGGGUACUUAGAAUACCUUUAACUGCAUAAUGCAUAGUUCCAAAUGUCAUAAUCACUUAAUAGUUAUUUGAUUUUGGAGAUGUUACUACUUUAGGAAAUUAAACUGCAUUACCAUUAACGAUAGUAAAUAAAAGCAAUGUUGAAGUAAAGUUAAUUUUAGAUUUAAGAAAUGAAGAUAUAAAUCCAGAUGCCAAUGAAGGAGUAGGAUGCUUAAUACUAAAAUAAUAAUCAGAAUUAUUCAAGAAUUAUGCUGAAGAAGAAUAAUAAGAAGAAUCAGAUGAUGAUCUUCUUUCUUCAGCAAGAUAAAAAAAGAAAAUGAUAUGCUAAAAUAAAAAAUUCAUCUUAAUUUUAUCAGCUUAAUAAACUGCCUAAUUUCAAUUACAUUUUUAUCCAAAAGAAUUAAAACGAUACUAAUUUUAAUUGCCAAUAGAAAUCUAUAAAUUUGGUAUAAUAGAUACAAUAAAAAGAAUGGUUUAAGUAUAGGGAUGUUCACCAAAAUUUAUAGUUGAACCUAAAACAGUAGAAUUUCCAAGAAAAAUAAUAUUGUCACCACCUGAAAAGAACAAACCAAAUAUAUAAGAAAUUUUAUUGUCAAAUCCAGAAUAUAAAGGAAUGCAAUUUAAAAUUUAGAUAGAUGCUGAUACUGGUAAUAUUCCAUCAGUUUUUCAAGUAAUACCUCUUGCAGGUAGAGUAGAUGCUGGUUAGACUUUAAGAGUUAAAGUUAUGUUUAAUCCAAGAUAUGAAGGAACUUAUUCUAAACAAGCAUAAAUAUAUCUUGAAGAUAGUAAACCAGGAUAACCAUAUUUGAUUGUUUAACUUCAUGGAAUAGCUGCUAAACCUAGUGUUUAAUUUGAUAGAAGAGAAUUAAUACUUUGUCCAGUUCCUUUAGGGAUAGAAUCUAGAUUAUAGUUUAAGAUUUUUAAUGAUGGAUUUGAGACUUAAAAAUUAUCAGUUAAACAAUUAGAAGGGUUUACUGUAGAAUUCUUAGAUGGCCAAACAGUUGGAAUUACAAAAUAAUAUUUAGAUAUGAUUAUCAAGUAUACUGCUUAGAAUCCUAUUUCAAUAUCUUAAACUUUAGAAAUUAUUGAUGAAACUUAACAUAGUUAUAGCAUAAGUGUCUCAGCAACUAGCGAUAAUUGUUCAUUUACUACAUGGAUGUAUGAUAAUCAAGCAGAAAUUGCACUUGUUAAAGGAGUGCCUCAUUUAACAGAGAUAAAUUAAACUGAUGAAUCAGAAGAUAGUAAAGAUUCUAUUCAUAAAAAAUUAACAUCAACUCAAUAAAUUUCAGAAAAGGUUAUUGAAAGUAAAUGUGAACAUUUAUAAAGAUGGUACAAUCAAUUUGUUGGAUAAUUAGAUAUAUUUCCUACAUCUAUUAUUUUAAUGUAAGGUCAUCAUAUAUUUGAACUAAUUUAAUUUUUAACCGGAAGAACUUAGUUUCCUUUUAGAGCUUAAUUAUAAAAUAUCAAGUAGAAAUCUUAGAUAUCAUAAUUAUUGCAUCAAUAAUACAAAGAAUUGUUGCUUCAAUUAAAAGUAGAUGGAGCUUUAUUAAAUUAGAUUCGUCCAUGUUAUUUACUCAGUUAUGAAGAUUAUUAGUUUUAUCUAAAAACAGUUGAUAUGAAAUUUACACAUCCAGAUUUCCAAAAAUAUUCUUAAUAGUAAUUUGACUUAGUCUCCAAAACUUCAUAUUUAAUACUUUUUACUCAAAUCUUACGAAUAUAUUAUUUACCAAGAGUCACAUUGAAAGCUAUGAGAUAAAUUAAUGGAAGUAUCAAUGAAUAUCCUUAAUCAAAUGUUUAUUCAUCUUAAGAAAUGUUAAUUUUAAGAUGGAUAGAAUUGUAGGCUACAUAAUAUUGGAAGGAAUCUAAAAGUAUUAGAAUAAUCAAUUUUGGAAUGUUAAAAGAUGCUCAUAUUUUAACAGCUAUGCUUUUGAGUUACUUAGGCCCAGGAGGAUUAAAAUAUUUUUAACCAUUAGGUUAAAUAACUAAAUAGGAAUAGGACUGUAGUCGAAACAUGUCUAUUUUCUUAAAAGGUUUACAAGAUAUAGGUAUUGAAUCUCAUUUAGUACUUAAUGAUUGUGUUAAUAUGAGUAAUCCUGAAAGUUUAUUGAUGCUUAUGCUUUUAUAUACAUAAGUCCCUAAUUUUAUGCCAAAAAGAGAACCUUUGAUGUUUAAAUGUGUUUUAGGAUCAAUUAUAAUGAAAACAAUUACUUUAACAAAUACGACAAAAGAACCUAUUGUUUAUUUUGUUAAAUUAGAAGGCUCUUCAGAUUUUUCUAUUGAGGAAGAUUAAAUUAAAAUUGAACCAGGAGGGAAAUAUAAUUAUAAUAUUAAAUUCACUUCAAGAAUUAGUGAUGAAUAAACAGCUUUAAUUACUUUUUGUAACAAGAAAGGAAAUAAAAAUAUUGCUGCUGCAAUAGUUUAUGAAUUAAAAGGAGUUAUAUCAGAAAGAGUGAGUUAAAAAAUAUGGACUGUCAGUUCAGUUAUGUAUGAAAUGAAAGAAUUUAGUAUAACAGUUUAAAAUACAUUUACAAAUUCUGAAUUUGGUCAUUUUACUAUUUCAAUAGUUCCAAUUAAAGUUCCAUUAGUUAUAGAAACACCAAAAAAAAAAAAGAAAGCUAUGUCAAUGGCAGAAAAGAAGAAAGAUGCAGAUAAUGAAUUAAAAGAAAAACAAAGAUUAGAGAAAUUAACAUCAAUUGAAUUUCCUCCAGCUUUUUUCUGUAAAUAAGAGAGUAUUAGAUUAAAAAGAGGAGCUUAAUAUAAUUUACCAAUGUAAUAUUUACCUACUUAAUUGCAUUAAUAAAAGUGUAUGGUAGUAUUUUAAGAUAAUUCAGUUGGUGAAUUUUAAUAUGAAAUUCAUGGUAAUGUGGAACCUCCAGAAGUUUUAUAUGAUCUUAAACCUGAUCUAUAAGUUUUUAUUGAUCAAGUUGCAUCUUUCUAUCAUCAUGUUCCAUUUUUUAAUCCUUAAUUAAAGGCAGCAUUAAAGUAGGUUGAUUAACUCACUAUUGAUAAAAAAAAAAUAAUAAAUCGUUAAAAUUCGAAUUCAGUCACUUUAUAAAAUAAACCAAAUAUUCCUAUUGAUGAUAUCAUGUUUUCAGUCUAAUUGGAAGAACCUUAAUCUUACAUAAGUUGUGAUAAAGCAUUCUAAUUAGUCAACUAUUAACAAUUAUUGCUUAAUUAAACUAAAAAUUCUGAGGAUGAUGAUGAUCCUUAAUAAUAACUUUAGAAAUCUGAUGAAAAAUAAAAUUUAAUUUAAUUUUCAAUGAAUUUUAAAACUGCUGUUAAAGAUUAUCUUAGUCACUUUAUGUUAGUAAAUGAAACUAAAACUGAUGUUAGAAGAUUUAGAAUACAAAUAACUUCACUUCCAAAACCAAUUAUGGUUACACUUGAAAUGACCAUUCCUGCUAGAGAAAUAGUAACUUAAGAAAUACCAAUAGUAAAUAAUACUGAUCGUGAUUUUAAUCUAAAAAUUAAUUUAGUUGGAGAUGAUCGAUUUUCAAUAUUAGGUGAUGGUUAAAGUAAAAGAAAAAAAUAAGAAAAAGUAGCAGAUCAAAAAGAUAUAAAAGAAAAUAGUCAAAAAAACAAUAAAGAUUAAGAUUUUCAUUAAUAAAAUAUAUAAAGAGAAUAAUUAAUAAAAAAGAAAUUAAAUAAUUAACCAACAAAUGGUGCAGUGGUAGUUUAAUUUGCACCAGAUUGGAUUUGUGAUGUUAAAGCAAAAUUAUCUAUAAUAAAUCCUCUAACAAAUGAUUUUUAUGAAUAUUUAUUAAUAGGAAAAGGUGAAGAACCAUUAUCAGAAGGACAUUAUACAAUAAAAGCAGUUGCAAGAUAACCAAUCACAUAGAUAAUUCCAGUGAGUAACAAUACAAACGAUGAAUUGAGAUAUUCAGUUGAAACUGAUGUUUUGAAUGCUGCUGGUGAAUAAGAGAUAACAAUUUAACCAUAAACAACAUAUGAAUAUAAAUUAAAUAUUAAUCCAGUAAUAAGUGGUUAAUUUACAGGAUCUAUAACUUUUACAGGAAAUGGACAUUAUAGAUGGUGGACAAUAAUGUUAGAUACUGCUAAUCCUAAACCAUUAGGUACAGUAGAUUUAGUUUCUCCAAUAAGAAAAGCAAUUGCAUUUGAUAUAGAAAUUGCUAAUCCUUUGCCUGAGAAUGUGACAUAUGAAGUUUAAAUUAUAGGUGAAGCUUUAUCAGGUGAUUCUUGGUUUUCAGUUUUGCCAGGAGGAACUUCAACAUAUUAAUUAGUAUUUUAACCACUUUAAGAAGGAAGAUGGAAAGGGAGUAUUUCAUUUUGUCAUCCUAAAAUGGGUGAAAUAUGGUACACAUUAAAUCUUAUUGGUGAAGAUAGAGGAGGUAUUAAAGUGCCAUAAUUUAAAACUGAAUUAGGAAAAUUAGAUAAAUGUGAAAUGUUACUUGAAAAUCCAACUUGCAAUUCUAUUAUUGCAGAAAUUGAAAAUAGUAAUUCUACUAAUUUCUCUCUAGAAUUUGAAGGAGGUUAAUAAUUAAUUUUAGAACCUUAUACUUUAAAACCUGUUUAUGUUGUAUUCGUACCUUCAGCUCUUACUGCUCAUUCUGGAGAAAUUUAAAUUAAAACAAAAGAAAUAGGUAAAUGGAUCUUUUUAUGUUUUGGAACAGGUGAAUCCCCUACUCCUUUUUAAGAAACUACUGUCAUAUGUAAAGCUGGAUAAUCUGUUACAUAAUAGAUUGAAUUUAAAAAUCCUUUAAAAGAUUCUUUAACUGUUUAAUUAGAAAUGUAAUAAUAAUAAGAAGGAAUCUUUACUUUAAUGAUGAAAAGAUAAAGAAUUACCAUUGCUCCUUAAUCGAGUUUACUUAUACCCUAUUAAUUUAGUGCUGUUGAUAUUAAAUCUUAUAAAUGUAAUCUUGUACUCACUAUGAAUGCUUAAGUUAAAUGGACUUAUCCUCUUUUAGGAUUAAUAGAGAAUGAAGAAAUGAAUAAUGUUCAUCUUAUAUAAACAAAAUGUAGAAUACCUUUAGUUACUAAAUUAAAUGUUGUUUUAGAUGGAUUAAAAAGUAAUGAGAAAGUUAUGUAUAAAAUAACAGAUAUGGAAAAUUUAAAGAAACACUUAAAAAUUAAUUUACAUGAUCAUCAAAUUAAAGAUGUUACUCAACCUCUAAGUUUUGAUAUUAGAUUUCUUCCAUAUAAACCUUUUAAAUUGUCAACAGAAUUACAAGUUAAAGUUGAAUCUGGAGGCUUGUGGAGGUAUUUCAAACUAUUUAAUUAAUAGGUUUAAAUUAUAAGUAAAUGCAUUAGAGCCAUAAAUUGAUGAUAUCAUUGUCAUAACUUCUGAAAUCAAUCUAUUAACGAAGGUUAGUUUUAGAUUGACAAACAGAAUUGAAGAAAUUGCUAAUUUUAAAGCUUACUUUACACCAGAUUCUAAUCCAGAAUUUUCAGUUGAACCAUUAACAGGUCUAUUAGAACCUCAUGGUAAAAAAGGAACAGAAUUUAAAUUGGGCUUUAAACCUAAAGAAUAUGGAAUUCGAAAAGAAGCUAAAUUAAUUAUCGAAACUGACUCUAUGUAUUGGUAAAAUUUAUAUAUAAACUUAAGGUCUUAUAUUCUUAAAGGUCAUUUACCAAAAUAUAUUCCUCCAACUAAUGUCAAAAGUCAUGGAAUAAAUAAUGAGAUUAUCAAAAUUCCAGCACAUAAUAACGAUAAGAAUUUUUUGAUAGAAAAUAUGAAGAAGCCAAAUAAACAUAAAUGA